AUGAACUUGCAAGCGAGCAAGUCUGAUGCUGAGGCGGAGGGAGAAUGGCAAAUUGUUACGCCCGAUUGGUGGUGCACCUCGUUCAGCACCGUCCGUUGGGCACACCACGAAGGGAAUGACUCAAAGCCAAGGAUUGCACCACCACCUUACUACCAUGCUUCUCUAUACCUCCCAAUUUCUGGCAGCGGAUCUAAGUUCUCGGACUGGGACGCGUACAGUGGCACACUGAAGGGACGAAGGGAUGAGGUGCAGGAGAUGUUAAAUCCAAACUUAGUAGGUGUUCGAGGGGCCGAGGAGGCGCUUUCGCAGUACGAGAAGGAUGUAGGCUUUCACUACGUCAGUUUCCCAACAUUUGAACCGGAAGAUUUUGGUCUUCGCCCACCGGCCAAUCUUUGCACAGAAAUCGACGAGGAGGAGAUACAGGCGAACAUGGAUCAAUGGAAAGAGAUGGCGAAUGAACUAUUCAACGGGGUGCCAGAGGCGCUCACAGCGGACAGCGAUGAAUCGUUUGGAGAUUAUUCUAGUCCAUCCUCGAGCGCCAGCUUCCAACGGUGUACAUCCGCCAUCUCGAGUGUCGAUCUCACUUCCUCAGAACGCUCAGACGACUUUUUCGCUAUGCCUUCGACGCCAAAGGCCAAGGCUUCUUACGCCAAUAUCCUACUGAAGAAUGUCUCGCCAAGUAGCAGCAUAGCCAGCAUCGCGGAAUGCCAACCCUUUUCUCCGUUCCCUACCAAACCACUCAACGCUGCUGCAUCUACAUUCGUCCCGAGCUUUAGCCCUAUAGCCAAAACAGACCCUUUGCGUUUCUCUUCCCAUUCAGAAACCUCGCCAGUGGCUGUAUCUUUUGCCAACUUCACGUUCCCGACGUUAAACGCGCCUACGGUGAAAAUCAAGAAGGACGAACAAGGCUUUUUUACAGAUGUGCAGGUGGAAACUCCGUCCACGGCAAGCUCUCAAUCCACAGAGCGGUCACCGACAGCUCUCCUCUCUCCGUUCGUGCAGCCGCGUCGCAAAGUCCGAGCCUCUAGAACCCGGGAAAUGGUGGACCGUCUCCGCUCGCAAACUAGCCCCCGAGACGACCUUUCAAAUUUAGACAUAGGACACAGUACGUCAAAGUGUGUGAGCCAUAGCCCCAGCCCGAUAUUUCAUGACAUGAGCUUCGUCCAAUCACGACUCAGCGUCUCGGAAAACGGCGGUGAUCACGUUUCGGCUACUUCUACGCCCUCGAAUGGGGAUGAUGAAAACGAUGGUUGGAUUGAUGUUGGACAACCCAAGACGACCUCCUCUGCGGCCAAGCGAAGCAGGACUAUGGAUCUAUUUUUAGCAUUGACAAGAAGGCGAAAUGAUUCCCUGUCCUCUGAAAACGCUAAAGAGCCCUCUGCCUCUACUUCUGAAGAUGCUGGGGAUAGCGGUCUGCAUUCUCGUGGGGAUUCUCCUUCGUCCUCCCCGCCAACAUCCCCUUCAUCAAUGCAAAAUGAUGGUUGGAUCGAAGGUAGUAGUUCAGUGUCGCCUUCUGGGACUCAAGUCGAUAGCCUACCGUCUCUGCCUGCCACUACUCCAAAUGUAGGGCCUCACGCCAAGAAGCCGUCGUCAUCCGCACCAACUGCGAAUGCUCAUCUUUCCAUGAACUCAUACAUGCCAGUCCAUCCACAUCCACAGCACAUGAUCCCAGGGGCUCCAUUACCCUUCUUCUUCCCAGCCUAUCCAAACCUGGCGGUGCCCGUCCCAUUUCCAGCAGCCGCGUUCAUCCACAUCCCCGCGUCACCCUAUCCCGUAGGGAUGCACCAUAUGCAUGGCCCACCCCCUGGCUCCAUGAUGCCUUCGUAUGUCAACCCCGCUUUGAUGGCUGUAAGAGGCCCGUCACUGAAAACGACAAACCCAAGUAUGAAUUUCCGAACAUGA
This is a messenger RNA of Laccaria bicolor S238N-H82, 1902 nucleotides long. RefSeq lists its product as uncharacterized. The record is from RefSeq and is a predicted model, not a curated record. Lineage: Eukaryota; Fungi; Basidiomycota; Agaricomycetes; Agaricales; Hydnangiaceae. The transcript has a single exon. The coding region runs from base 1 to 1902 and encodes 633 amino acids.